AUGCAUUGCGAAGCUGUUGUAAAUCGAGCUCGUGAUCGGAUUCAUCUGCAUCCUGGGGGUUGUCCAAAAAGUCAAAGCCAGAAGCGCGAGUUGGAUCGAAGGUGCGGAGGAAUGACAUGGGUGACGGUGGUGUGGGCGGCUCGUCAUCCUCGUACAAUAACGGGGACGCGCAUGAGGUGGCCACCACACGCGGUGCAUCGAUAUUUCGUCGGCCUCUUGUGUUGUGUCAAACACAAGAUGUCUGCAAGUCAAGACGGUGGAUGGGGGUUGGUGUCAUUUGGCUGGCCUGCAAAGCGCUCACGGGCCGCCCACAGCCCAACCUUGUGUGCAUGUGGUCAUGAAAGGCAGAGACCGCCCGCUGGCUGGCGAUGA
Molecule: messenger RNA, 372 nt
Organism: Melampsora larici-populina 98AG31
Lineage: Eukaryota; Fungi; Basidiomycota; Pucciniomycetes; Pucciniales; Melampsoraceae
Exons: 3
Coding region: 1-372 (123 amino acids)
Source: RefSeq, a predicted model, not a curated record